UCCACCUGCCGGGCGAUGGCUAAAGCGGGAGGUGCGCCGCGAGCUCGCGGCUUGAGCGGGCAGAGUUCAGCCAAGUGGGAAAGAGCAAGUGGCGCCGCCGCUCCGCCACCAGUGGCGCACAGGUGCGUCUCGCCUCUGGCUUACGGUGGGCGGGCUGGGAAGAUGCCUCUGGGACUGAGGAGAAAGAAGAAAGGCAAAUCCAGGGAGACCUCCAUGCUGGUGGACGGUGAGGCUCCGCCGGCGCGAGGGCGAGGCGACGACGAGCUCGGGGUCGGGGCCGGCGCUCGUGCCGGAGCGGGGGGCGCCACAGCUCCGCGCGGUCCCGUCCGCUUGGUCUUCCACACUCAGCUGGCGCACGGCAGCCCCACGGGGCGCGUGGAAGGCUUUGGCAGCGUGAAGGAGCUUUACGCUAAAAUCGCUGAGGCGUUCCGCAUUUCCCCGGCCGAGAUCAUGUUUUGCACAUUGAAUACACACAAAAUUGAUAUGAACAAGCUUUUGGGUGUGCAAAUUGGUCUUGAAGACUUUAUAUUUGCUCAUGUCAAAGGAAUAAAAAAAGAAGUGGAUGUUUUCAAAUCAGAAGAUUCACUUGGACUUACCAUUACUGAUAAUGGAAAUGGAUGUGCCUUCAUAAAGAGAAUUAAAGCAGGAAGUCUUAUUGACCAAAUAAAAGUGAUAUGUGUUGGUGACCACAUAGAAUCUAUAAAUGAAAAAAACGUAGCAGGCUAUCGUCAUUAUGAAGUGGCUAAGAAUUUAAAGGACUUGAAGAAGGGUCAGACAUUUACAUUAAAACUGAUAGAACCUAUGAAAUCAUUUGAAAUUAUCGAGCCAAGGUCAAAAAGUGGAACUUUUGCAGAGGAAAAAAUCUGCCGAGGAAGAGAGACUCUUCGACUAAGAUCCAAAGGUUCUGCUACAGUAGAAGAAAUGCUUUCAGAUGUUGAAGAAAAGGCUACCAAAAAGGUGGAUGAUCUUCUGGAAAUGUACAUGGGAAUAAGAGAUCUUGAACUAGCUGCAACUAUGGUAGAAGCCGGAAAAGGCAAGAACAAUCCAGAUGAAUUUGCAGUAGCUCUUGAUGCAGCUUUAGGAGACUUUGCAUUUCCAGAUGAAUUUGUCUUUGAUGUAUGGGGAGCCAUAGGUGAUACUUUGAAAGGGUGAAUUUAAUGAAAGGCAUGAAUUGUAUUCGAGUACUGUGACAGCAGUGUGUAGCCAUGUACACGGCAUUGAAUAUGAACCAAAUAUUCUAAAAAGACCUAUUUAAAAUUUAUAAACCUGAACAAAUUACAUGAAUGUAGGAUUAUAUUUGUACAAAACUUGUAGCCCGAUUUGCAGUUAAUUUAACAUAUUCACUUCGAAUCUUUGCUGAACAAAAUUCAAGUAUUUUCUUUGUGUAUGUACAUAAAUAUAUGCUAGUUGCCAAGCACCCAUAGUUUGAUCAUGUGACCCUAGGGAUGCUGCAAUGGUCAUAAGCGUCUAUUUUUUCAGUAUUGUUGUAACUUUGAACGGCCACUAAAAAAAUGGUUGUAAGUCAAGGACUAUCUGUAAAGACAUAAAAAAUGUCUAACCAGCUGCAUGAAAUAAAAUGUACUUUUUUCAUUGUUUUUAUGUUUGGACUGCACGACUGUUAGUCUAAUAGCAUCAAAGCCAAGUUAACGUAUGUCCAGUGUCAGAGAAGUGAACAGAAUUUUGUACUGCAGCCGGGUGGCUGGGUGUGAAUUAGGUGGCCAUAUAAAUUUAUCAAAUAAACAAAGUGUCUCAGCUCUAGACAGAUGGCAAUGGCAAAACGCUUUCAAAAUCCUUGCCAAGAAAACUGCAUGGAUUUUUUCCAGACAUUUGCCAGGAUCAAAGGAUAUCUUGAAGGCAUCAAAAGUUAAACCAUACCAAACAAACAAACAAAAAAUCCACCUAUGAUUUACUGCUUUAAACUCUAUGAAUCAGUUCCUAUAUUCCAUGAAACCAUUGCAUUUGUCAAGAGAACAUAGAGAUAAUGCUGAGAUUUUCAGUGGACUCUCCUAUAUAAAUAUACCGGUAGUUUUUGUGUGAAAUCUAUCAGUUGACCUUACUAUAGUUGGAACCUCUAUAGUUGGAACUUCUAAUGUAAACAGAACAAUAUCUUUUUUAUAAUCUUACAAUAUCAGAAAUAGGGAUGGAUACCUAUUAAAGCUAAUUUCAAAGUUAUCCUCAAAAAAAAUAUUUUUCUUUCUCCUGUUCUUGUAAUUGGUUUGUUGCUAAGUGCAUUUGCAGAACAACUUAAUGCCAAGAUCACUGCAAUGUUACAUUUCAGUAGAUCUGAUAUAAUGUAAAAUAGGAACCUAGUAUACUAUUUUAAUCAUUUUGCUUUAAACUGGUUGGAAUUGACACUGAUGUAGAGCACCUAUUGAAAUGAAAAAAUGCUGCCAACUUGAAUUCUGAUCUCUUUCUCUCCUAUACAUAAUUUAGAUAUAUAUACCAUACACAGAAAUGACACUUUGUACUGUAUUAUGCUAUUAAAUUUUUACUCCCUUUUAAAAUGAAUUACUUAAUUUUUCAUUCUGAUUCUAAUUCAAUUAUGAAUCAAGUAGGUUUUGAUUAUGCUUUUCAAAAAGCAUAAAAAAACCUUUUUUUUCCAUGGUUGGGCUGAAAGAAGUUACAAAUAUUGAGCUGAGUCUCAUAAAGUGAAGCUUAUUUCACAACCCACCAAAUAAGUCAUUAGAGUAAAAUACUUUGAACAUACUUGUAUUACAAUUUCACAAAUUUCUUUAUACCUGAAUGUUAAGAAAAUAAAAUAUUUUCUCAAAAA
This is a messenger RNA of Crotalus tigris (Tiger rattlesnake), 2773 nucleotides long. RefSeq names its product GIPC PDZ domain containing family member 2 (gene GIPC2). Lineage: Eukaryota; Metazoa; Chordata; Lepidosauria; Squamata; Viperidae. The coding region runs from base 16 to 1152 and encodes 378 amino acids. The record is from RefSeq and is a predicted model, not a curated record. Gene Ontology annotation, molecular function: protein binding. The transcript has 6 exons.